AUGGGGCUGGGUCCGCGCUCCCCUCACAAGUCAGCGCGCCGGUUCCCGGCUGGCAGCAAACGUGGGCGUGGGGCCAAGGGGUCGGUUCGCCCCACGCCUGGCCGCGAGCGACAACCCCGGCCGCCCCCUGACGGGCCUUCGCGUCCUGCUCCCGAUGCGCAGCCCCAUCUGAGCCCCGAAGCUUUAGGGUAUUUUCGCCGGGCGCUGUUGGCUCUGAAAGAGGCUCCUGAGACCGGGGAAGAACGAGAGCUAAUGGUGCAGAAUGUACUGAAGGAAGUGGAGGUUCAAGCCCUAGCCUUGGCCACAAACAGGACUGGCAGUGAAAUGCUACAAGAACUGUUGGGGUUCAGUCCUUUGAAACCAUUGUGUCGAGUGUGGAUUGCUCUGCGUCCCAACAUACGCUUUGUGGCUUGUCAUCGGUGCGGGGUGCAUGUGUUGCAAAGUGCUUUGCUCCAGCUGCCUAGAUUGCUGCGGAGCUCAGCAGUGGAGGAGUGGGACGAGGACUUGGAGGAUGGUCCCUCGGAGACCUUGGAGGAACUGGUCCUGGGACUAGCGGCCGAGGUGUGCGAUGACUUUCUUUUCUACUGUGGAGACACACAUGGCAGCUUCAUGGUCAGAACUCUGCUGCAAGUGUUAGGAGGGACUCUUCUGGAAUCUGAGCGAGCCAGGUCCCGAGGAUCCCAGUCAUCUGAAGUAGAGAAAUCCUCAGCCUUGGAAGGUAAGGCUCCUGCUUUUGAAGUCCCUGAAACCUUCUUGAAUCGCCUUCAAGACUUGAGUGCCUGCUUUCUCAAGGACAUUGCUGUGUUUAUCACUGACAAAAUCUCCAGCUUUUGCCUUCAAACGGCCCUACAGAUCUUACACCACAAGCUACCCCAGCUUUGUGCCCAUCUCUGCAGUGCUGUGAUUGGUUACCUGAGUACUCGUAAUUCCUCAGCAGAUGGCAGCCCUUUACUGUUGUUUCUGCGUGAUCAAACAAGCUCUAGGCUUCUGGAGCAGAUUUUACUGGUGUUGGAGCCCCCACAGCUCCAGACCCUCUUUAAGGAUCAUUUCCAGGGACAUCUUCAGACAUUGGCUGCACACCCCAUUGCCAAUUUCCCUUUGCAGCGCUUGCUAGAUGCUAUUACUACCCCUGAGCUGCUGUCCCUUGUGUUUGAGGAGCUAAGUCCUGCCCUGGAGGCUGUGCUGGCUCAGGGCCACCCAGGAGUUGUCAUUGCUCUUGUGGGGGCCUGCCGCAGAGUAGGAACUCUACAAGACAAGGUUCUGCAAGUGUUAUUGAAGGCAUUCCACUGUGCAGAACCCUCAUCCCGGCAGGUGGCCUGUGUGCCUCUCUUUGCCACGUUGAUGGCAUAUGAGGUGUACUAUGGACUAGCAGAGGACGAGGAGGCCGUGCCUGCAGAGCACCAGUCCAGGUGA
Molecule: messenger RNA, 1413 nt
Organism: Elephantulus edwardii (Cape elephant shrew)
Lineage: Eukaryota; Metazoa; Chordata; Mammalia; Macroscelidea; Macroscelididae
Gene: NOP9
Product: NOP9 nucleolar protein
Exons: 8
Coding region: 1-1413 (470 amino acids)
Biological process (GO): endonucleolytic cleavage in ITS1 to separate SSU-rRNA from 5.8S rRNA and LSU-rRNA from tricistronic rRNA transcript (SSU-rRNA, 5.8S rRNA, LSU-rRNA); ribosomal small subunit export from nucleus; endonucleolytic cleavage in 5'-ETS of tricistronic rRNA transcript (SSU-rRNA, 5.8S rRNA, LSU-rRNA)
Cellular component (GO): nucleolus; preribosome, small subunit precursor; 90S preribosome
Molecular function (GO): RNA binding
Source: RefSeq, a predicted model, not a curated record